This is a messenger RNA of Neurospora tetraspora, 486 nucleotides long. RefSeq lists its product as uncharacterized. Gene Ontology annotation, molecular function: CoA-ligase activity. The record is from RefSeq and is a predicted model, not a curated record. The annotation marks the transcript as partial. The transcript has 2 exons. Gene Ontology annotation, biological process: secondary metabolic process. Lineage: Eukaryota; Fungi; Ascomycota; Sordariomycetes; Sordariales; Sordariaceae.
AUGGGGUGUCUUCCCAACCGCCCUCAACCUUCAAGCGCUGCGGGAUCAGGCCAAAGGAUUCCCAUCUCGGAUAUCGUCAGCUUCGCACUCGAUAGGCAACAUCUCUACGACCAGAACAAGCCGCUCUUCAUUGAUGCCGAUGACCCCAUCCUCUCGUUAUCCGCCAGUCAAACGAUAGCAUUGGUGUCGAGACUGGUCGCGGGGUUGCGUGCGGCCGGACUCAAAAAGGGCGAUGCUGUGUUAUUGCAUCUCGGAAACCAUUAUCUCUACGCCUCCCUGUUCUUCGCCAUCGUAGGCGCAGGUGGCAUCUGUUGCGCCUCUAACCCGGCCCACCAGUUCCAAGAUUUGAACCAUGUCGCCCAUCUUUCAGCCUCCAGAUUCGUCAUCACAACCCAGACCAAGACGGCCAUCGUGCACGAGGUAUACACGAAACAAGGCAUCCCGCCCUACAAUGUCUUUUUUGUGGAAGCUCUCGACCACCAGGUC